Anguilla anguilla (European eel) is the source of this 1194-nucleotide messenger RNA. RefSeq lists its product as uncharacterized. The coding region runs from base 151 to 1143 and encodes 330 amino acids. Lineage: Eukaryota; Metazoa; Chordata; Actinopteri; Anguilliformes; Anguillidae. The transcript is spliced from 7 exons. The record is from RefSeq and is a predicted model, not a curated record.
CGCGUUGCUGGGUAAGAUUACAAAUCAGGGCUAGUCAUUGCAUAUUUAUAGUGUAAACGUAGUUUUAACAUUUGAGACAUGUCAUAUUGUUGAUUAAAGCUCCGCUUGCUGCAGUAAGAGAAAGACUUCUGUUUUUAGAAACUCACCAAAAUGUUCCAGCUUGGAAGCAGACUGGUCCAGUUUCAGUUGACUGCAGAUCCCUCUGAGUAUCGUGUAGAAGAUGACGACACAGAACAGCUAUCGCACAGUUUUAACGGAUUUCUUGAUAAAGUCAGAAACGUUGGCGGACUGAAAAAAGAAGACAUGUUCUGCAACUUGCGGAUUCCUAACCAGCAUAAGAUAGCUAAAGAUGAAAUCAACCUAGUCCUUCUCACAGGCCGUGCUGUGUUCUGCAUUGACAUUAAGUGCUGGAGGGGCAAGGUGUCGGCGCAGAACCAAAAUUGGCAGCUCCAGCAGAAAAAAGAAGACCAAAACUUUACCAACACCUCCAUCCUGCAGGUGGCUGACCCCAUUGAAGCCAUUAUGACCAAAACAAUCAAUCUGUGGAACCACAUGAGACGCAAUGGGGUGUCCGUGCGACAGACGGUCUUCCUGCCCAGGGUGCUCUUUCUCUCACCUGACUGCCAGCUGGAAGAGGGACUGAGGAAGAGGAAGGAGCUGGUGUCUCAUGAGGACUUGGAAGCGUUCCUGCGUUCCUUCAGGGAAGGCUAUGUGGCCUGGUUCUCCGACGCACUGACUCCAUCGUGGUUGACUGGUCACCUGUCGUACCGACAGCUGGGGGAGGUGAAGGAGGUUCUGAAGAAAAUGGGCACCUGGGACCUGGUGAGACUGCACUGCGGUGAGCAGCUGAAGGGAGACUACCACGGCUGCCAGCACAUCGCUCUCAACCGGCAAGAGACGGACAAGCUGGAGUUCUCCAAGCUCAGGGCGCUGUCCGCCGGGUCCCUCUGGGCCCUGCUGGGACACACGCCGCAGGUGACGGUGAAGAUGUACAAGCGCGGCGGGCAGGCGUGGCUGGGGAAGCCCCUGAGCGGCACCGCCACCAUCCCCUCCAGUGCCCACGUGCUGUUCCAGGUCAGCGGCGAGGACUCGGACUCCCGCAUCCCCGCCACCCGCAUCCACACCAUCACCCUCAGCAUAUGACCUCCCCCCCUUCCCCCGACGCGGACGCGCCACGCCCCGGCCCAGAGCCGC